Humulus lupulus (European hop) is the source of this 1118-nucleotide messenger RNA. RefSeq names its product transcription factor RAX1-like. The record is from RefSeq and is a predicted model, not a curated record. The coding region runs from base 50 to 979 and encodes 309 amino acids. The transcript is spliced from 3 exons. NCBI's taxonomy places the organism in Eukaryota, Viridiplantae, Streptophyta, Magnoliopsida, Rosales, Cannabaceae.
AUCCAUCUGAAUCAAAAAAAGACACCAACUUUAAAUACUUGAAACUUAUAUGUUCACUGGAGUCUCGUUCUGUCAUGUCCUGUUCUGUCACCUACAGCUAACCACAAAGUCUAGCUCUUUCAUUCUCUGUGUUUUUUCCUUCUUCUUCUUCUUCUCUUCCAAGUGUUUGAUAGAAAUUCAGGCCAUGGGAAGAGCCCCUUGUUGCGACAAAACCAAAGUGAAAAGAGGACCUUGGUCUCCUGAAGAAGACGCCGCCCUCAAGCACUACAUGCACAACAAUGGAACUGGGGGUAAUUGGAUUGCUCUACCUCACAAAGCAGGUCUUAACCGGUGCGGCAAAAGUUGUCGUUUGAGAUGGCUGAAUUAUCUCAGACCAGAUAUCAAGCACGGGGGUUUUACCGAGGAAGAAGACAAUGUUAUUUGGACCCUUUACAGUAACAUCGGAAGUAGGUGGUCUGUCAUAGCAUCCCAACUACCUGGAAGAACAGACAACGAUGUGAAAAACCACUGGAACACCAAGUUGAAGAAAAAACUAUUGGCAAGAAGCACCAAUAGCAAUGAGACUACUAACACUACCGAUCACCUCAACUUGGCUCGGUUCUCACCAUUGAUUCCGAAAACUGAGAAUUCUGAUCAAGGGAACUCAGCUUAUUGUUAUACUAAUUCAGAUACAUUACCAUAUCUGAUGAAUGGGAACUGUGUGCAAAACUUUGAUCUCAAGAAGCCAAGUAAACCUUCUUACUCAUCAAACCCUGUUCAAGUUUCUGAUUUUGGAACAAAUGGGAACACCAGUUCUAGCAUUUCAUCAACUAGAGAAGCUUCGAGUCUUUCAACUUCAUCAUCUACUUUGGCUAUGGAGAACUAUACUAAUUUUGCUUCAUGGUCUGGCACUGGCAUUGAAAGUAUUGAAGAUGGGAUUCUUGUGGACUUGGGAUUUGACUCUUCUAAUGAUGUUUUCCUGAGUGGCUUUGGAUUUUAGGUAAAUUCAUAUUGAGUAACUUUUGUAUCUAGUCUACCUCUCUAUUACUUAACAGACUAACAGUUUACUAGCUCCAAACUGAAGGCUUAAUUCAGAAAUAUGGAAAUAAUAAGUGUCAAGAGAAAAGAUUGAAACAGAA